CUUACUUACGAAAUCAUGCUCGGCGAUUUACAGGCAAUCAAUGCCAACUCGGUCUCAUUCUCUGCUCCAAGGAAAGACAAUGUAUCCUUCCGUCUUCAGCCUGUUUCCCAGAGAUUUUCUGUUCGCUGUGCUGCCAAAAAGGAGACAGUAGAAAAGGUUUGUGAUAUUGUGAAGAGCCAGCUUGCGCUUGCUGAUGACACUGUAGUUUCUGGCUCCUCUACAUUUGCUGAUCUUGGUGCCGAUUCCUUGGACACGGUUGAGAUUGUCAUGGGCCUCGAGGAGGCUUUUGGAAUCAGCGUGGAGGAGUCGAGCGCGCAGACCAUCGCAACGGUGGAAGACGCCGCCAACCUCAUUGACAGCCUUGUUGCAAACUAAACAUAUUUCCUGGCAAUAAUGUGCUACCCACUGCAACCGUUGCUGCUGGAGAUGGAUCCCAUUUGACGUGCUAGAUUUUACUGUGGAGAGUCGGUGACAUCUGUAUCAGUGUUUUUGCCUGUCUUGCGAUAUUACGACAUUAUUUAUUAAGCGGUUGUUGAAGGAAUUUUUUCUUGUUGAAGCUGUGUUGGAGACUGAUUUCAGAGGGUCUGAACAUGAUGUGCUGGAAGUAACUACUCCCAUCUUUUUUGGUUCAAAUCUACACCUUGUGUUCUAGAGCAAACGAUCGUUUAUAA
Messenger RNA from Triticum dicoccoides, 671 nucleotides. RefSeq names its product acyl carrier protein 2, chloroplastic-like. Gene Ontology annotation, biological process: fatty acid biosynthetic process. Lineage: Eukaryota; Viridiplantae; Streptophyta; Magnoliopsida; Poales; Poaceae. The record is from RefSeq and is a predicted model, not a curated record. Bases 16 to 375 code for a protein of 119 amino acids. The transcript is spliced from 3 exons. Gene Ontology annotation, molecular function: phosphopantetheine binding; acyl carrier activity.